Cyprinus carpio (common carp) is the source of this 3243-nucleotide messenger RNA. It is a transcript of the gene ahrra, whose product is annotated as aryl-hydrocarbon receptor repressor a. Gene Ontology annotation, biological process: regulation of transcription by RNA polymerase II. Gene Ontology annotation, cellular component: aryl hydrocarbon receptor complex; nucleus; transcription regulator complex. The transcript is spliced from 9 exons. The record is from RefSeq and is a predicted model, not a curated record. Gene Ontology annotation, molecular function: protein dimerization activity; transcription cis-regulatory region binding; nuclear receptor activity. Lineage: Eukaryota; Metazoa; Chordata; Actinopteri; Cypriniformes; Cyprinidae.
ACACACACACACACACAUAAACUCUCUCUCUCUCUCUCUCUCUCACACACACACACACACACACGAGUCUCUGCUGCAGCUCAUUCUGCGCUCGAUCAUCACACAGCAGAGCAUCUGUUGAUGAAGAUGAUUCCUCCUGGAGACUGUCUGUACGCUGGGAGGAAGAGGAGGAAACCCGUCCAGAAACAAAAACCAGCGGCGGUGACGGAGAAAUCGAACCCAUCGAAGCGGCAUCGUGACCGUCUGAACGCUGAGCUGGAGCGACUGGCCGGCCUGCUGCCCUUCUCCCCCGAGAUCAUCUCCAAACUGGACAAACUGUCCGUCCUGCGUCUGAGCGUCAGCUACCUGCGGGUCAAGAGCUUCUUCAGCGCUGCUAAGGAAAACCCUCGUGAGAAACACGCGAACGGGAAAGAGUGCAACACGACGGCCAGCGGUGCCCCUGAGAGCCAGCUGCUGCUAGAGUCUUUAGCAGGUUUUGCGCUGGUCGUCAGCAGUGAUGGGAUGGUCUUCUACGCCUCCUCCACCAUAGUAGACUAUCUGGGCUUCCACCAGACGGAUGUGAUGCAUCAGAACGUGUUCGACUACAUUCAUGUGGACGACCGGCAGGAGUUCAGACGGCAGCUGCACUGGGCCAUGAACCCUUCGACCCAAACCUCGGCGCAGCAGUCUCCUGACGGCUCGGGUGAAGAUUUCGUAGUCAGCAGCACUCUUAAGUCCCACAAGAGUUACCCUCCUCCAUAAACCUCCUGCUUCCUAAACCGCUGCUUCAUCCUGCGCGUGCGCUGCUUACUGGACAGCACCUCCGGAUUCCUGACGAUGCAGUUUCAAGGAAGACUGAAGUUCCUUCACGGUCAGAGGAAGAAGACGUCGUCCGGAGCGCUUCUGCCUCCUCAGCUGGCGCUGUUCUGCGUCGCUGUGCCUCUGCUCCUGCCCUCCAUCACCGAGAUGAAGAUGAAGAGCAGCGUGAUGAAGGGCAAACACAGGAACCCCGGUGUUCUCACCUCAUUAGAUCACAAUGACAGAGACGAUCCUCUCAGACGUCCACACAUGAGCCAAGACAGCGUCAAGUACAAGAGCGAAGCUCACUACGGUCCAGACCAGCCUGUGAACUUCUGCAGGUCGAGCGGUCAGAAGUUCACAGACCUGGACUGCGGCGCGUGGCCCGUGAGAAGCUCCUCGGUCCGGACGGUCGACCUGCUGCCCGGCGCUCGGCUCUGCAGACACACGCAUCGAUCGGCCCCUGGAUAUUACAGUCACAGAGCUGAGGCGUACGGGAGCGCCGCACACGACGACUUCAGCAUCAAGAGCGAGAACUUCUGCUACGAAGGGCCCGGCGAGGGAUACGACGCACACGUGAUGCUCGAGCCGCCCAUAAAGAUGGAGCAAGACUCGGACUCGGAGAACGGCUACGGACAGCCCUGGACAGAUGGUGAGCGUUUCCUGAACGGCUGCGACGGCGCGCAGAUGAAAGUGGAGGCUGGAUACGGAGAGCAGUAUUCCUCCUGCCAGAGGAUGUACAGCAGCCACUAUCCCUCGAACACUUACGGCGGGGCCCGAGCGCUCAAGAGCGUCCUGAACAGAGAAGCACUGAACUCACAGUGUGUGGACACCUACGCUGCUGACUACAAAGGGUACGUACAGCACGACUACAAAUCGGGUUACGAGUUCAAAGGUCAAGGGCUGCUUCACUGCAUCAAACAGGAGCCCGCUGACGCUCCGCUUUGGCACGACGUCCCCAGCGCCGGCCCGAAGAUCAGCAUGAGCUGCGGCGCACACAAGACCCACCCCUACGUCUUCAUGCAGUAGCACUUCACUCUCAUUCUGCCAUUUAUUCAGUUUCAAUCUGGACAUUCAUGUGCUGCGUUUCAAACCCACAAUCAUCCUGUUGCUCGCACACACACAAACACACAACACUGCAAAAUAUGAUGUUCAUCCUCAGGAUUUCUGCCUUGUUUUUCAGCACAAACAGAUUCAUUUACUGGAGAUGCAAAAUUACCUAAUAUAUGAAGUCUUGGUUUCUGAAAAAGGGUUCAAAUUUGAGUUUACAAGAACAAAUAUCAGGUUUUCCUUUGAGCCUUUUUUUUUUUUGUCUGAGCUCAUUGACGGAUAUUUUUUUUUUUUUUUAUGUCACUCAUUUAGAUAAUUUUUUUCAGAAAACAAAACUUAAAAUCGUAAGCCAUUUUUUGCUUGUAUCUUGAGUCAAGCAUGUUUAAUUUCUGUCCUGGAAAACAAGACACAAAUCCUAAGAAAGAAAAUCUUUGAUUGCAGUGAAGUGUUUCUGUCAGUGCUUGAGCGUCUGGUUUACAUUUCGUUUGGUGAGCUUUCAUUAUUCUCUUCUAUGCACUUUUGUAAAGUGAGGCUAAUAUUUCUUUCUCAGUUUUUCUGUUUGUUGAAAAUGGACAAGUAAAAAUUACUAACGUAAAAAUGAGAACAGAAAAAAAUUACAACAAUCUGAAACUAUUCUGUAUAUUUUAUUUGAAAUGGAAAAAAUCAAAGAUUGAUUUGAAGGUUCGGGAUUUGCUUAGAGUCUAUCAUCAUGAUCAUUGGUUUACUUUUAACACUUGUUUUAUUAAAGCAUUUCUUCUGCAUCUUUAUUAAGCAUUUAAAAGUUUAAAAACAGAAUCAGAAGUUUGUGUUCAGCUGGAUCAACAAAUCUCUUUAAACAGCCUCGAGGUGAAAGAAAAACACCAAACUAAUCUGUUGAAGCAGACCAGUAAUAAAACAAUAAUAAAUAGUCAAAUAUUUAGGCUCUUAAACAUUGUGAUGUUAAAUUCUCUUCAGCAUUGAUAAGAAUGCCAAACAUUUCAUGUGUUUAAUCGAGCAUGCUCUGAAGUUUAGGGCUUGUAACUAUGACUUUAUAUAAAACUACUGUUCAAAUGUAUCAAUAAAUGGUAAAGUAUUAAUAAAUAAUAGUAAUAAUGCUGCACUUGCACUACUGGGGCUAGUUAUCCGAAAGAAACCCUGCCGAGGCGUAAUGUCCUCGUGACUCCCUGGUGUUUGACGAGCUGUUUCUGGAAGGUUCAUUUGUAUCAAUAAUUUGUAUUUAUUGUUUAAUGGCCUUUUGCACUUUUUCAGGAAGGAUUUUAACAUGACAUUUUGCCUCUGGCAUUCAGCAUGGGCAAUAAAUAUUAACAGAAGAUACAGAAAUGUUUUACACAAGUUUGUAGCUGCAAAGCAGCAACACUCAGACGUGGGUCUUCCUGUUAUAUUUAUUACUUUUAUAAAAAUAAAAAUCUUGUAUGA